CCCAGCUUGUCACCGCCAGCUGGCACACCUGUCAGUCGGGUACCUGUAAAAGCUACGUUGUAAUACCAACACCUGUAUUUUUCAUAUGUUGCUCAAAUCAGAAGCCAAAGCAAACGCAAACACAUCUUACCUUUAUAUUCAAAGACGAUUCCACUCGAACAGUAACAUCAAUGAAUUUAACCUUUGCCGUCCGUCUCCGCACCGAGCCAAGACCAGGCUCUCCAUGCACGCAUCACCAUUGCGCUAAAUGAUGCACCUCGACACUUUUGGUUAAACACCCGUCCAGGGAGUUUACAUCGUCACUCUAUUCUCACCUUCAUCGAGAUCUUGGCCUCGAGCUAUUCAUUUGUGCGUACAACCCAGAUCAUUCAAUCACGAACCGUACAUCUCGCAUCCUCCGCCAGGUAGGAACACACACUUACCAGCUAACCAACUCUAUCUAUCUAUCAAUUUAGUCUUCCCAGUAAACAUCCUACAUUUAGCCAGAUGAACUCUCGCACGCAAUCCCACUUCGCCGCCUUGGCGAAUUCUUGUGGUCGACGACCACGUUUGCAGGCCGUUGUCUUGGCCACCGACGCCAGCCUCUCGGCGCCAAUUCGCCUUGCCGGCCAAACAUUCAGCUUUUCAUUGCCCCGAUGCCAGCACAACUCGCGAAUCUUGCUCUCCAUUGCUGUUAUCGAGCGCCUUGUGAGCGAACUGUCCUUAAUCCCAACCAGUCACAGCUCAAAGCUUCGGUGGUGUAAUCAAUCGGCCUGCAUCCACGUGCAUAUCUUCCAAGCCGGCCUUUCCGGUCUAGAGCACUCGUCACAAUUGUCUUGGCGGAAGACUGUACUCCUUGCGGCUCUCGCCACUUACUCAGAAACGGUUUCUUUUCGAGAAAUACCGGACAGAUGCCAUGAAUGCCCAUCAUCAGUGAUUCGUUGACAAAAGGAAAUGAAACUAGUCGAUAUUGCCCAACGGGGCGCAGCCUCUAGCGGAGCCUCUAGCGCGACUCAGUUGCCUGGAGCUGGCUGCUCGUUACUACAAAAGGAAGCUCCAACGGCUUUCGCGCCGAUGAUGCCGACGCCCGGCCAAAGCGGUGCACUGGUGGCGUACACCGUUAAUAAAAAGCUCCCACCUGCUCGGUAUAUGUCUCAUAGGAUGCCCUAUUGGAGCCGUUUUUGUACAAAAUGACGGCCGAUCCUGGUGCAGUUUUUCAAACAGCCAAAGAGAGAGGAUGAGGUCCAUGCGUCGCGCUCGCUAAACCAGGCUAGCCUAACAAACGAGAGAAACAAGCAAACAGGGAAGACUCCCACUAAAACAAGCCCGUUGCACCCUCGCCUCCGAUUUCCGCCCCCAAGCAAACUUGAGAUCUCGGCGUCAACCUCUAUCGCUACACCAAGCAUCCGAAAUAUGAACUCUGUUCCGAUAGUACCGAGACCACAUACAAAGCAAAAGUCUUUCUGUAUGAGAUCCUAUCUUUCUGGCCAAUCGCAGAUGAGCGGUACCAUGCACAAACCAUGGCAAGCUGGCGGUCGAGUCCACUUUUGCUCGCAAGUUCACCCGCAACGAGGGCAGACCAAUGCACCACGGUAGAAGAUAUCCACAGGAAUACCAGCAAUAAACUGCCGUACCCGCCGGUAAUGGCGCGCGAUCAGGACCAAUCGUACAGCCUAGUACCCGCUGUUGCAUCUGCCAAAUCCUCCACUAGUGAGUGACGUAGGGCCCGAAAAUUUUGCCGUGUCUAUCUUGUGAUUCCUCGCUUUAGUGAAUGGGAGGGAGAUCCUUUAAAGACCCAUCUCCGCUCAUGCGCCCGGGGAGGACAAUCCAUUCUUGAUAGUUUGCAUGUUUGUCGAGUAACCUUGAUCCAGUGCUGUAGAGUCUCUUUGAACAACAUGUUGCCUCGUCUGUAUACUCUGCUUGCUUCACUGGUAACUGCUGCAGCUGCGCUGCAAGCUACUAAUUCGACGGCCAUUGCCCCUCGUGUCAUGAUUGUUUCUAUGUUUGAGCCUGAAAGUCAAAUCUGGUUCGACCAAUUCAACACAUCUGGCCUCGGUGAUAUUGCUAACACCAGCGUUCCUGUUGUCGGCAUGUCCAUGCUCUUCCCCCACGUCUACUGCACUGCAUCUCACGAAAUCUGUCAAGUCACUGUCGGUGAGGGCGAGAUCAACGCCGCCGCAUCGACCAUUGCUCUCAUCCUCUCAUCCAAGUUUGACCUCCGCAGCACAUACUGGCUCCUCGGUGGUAUUGGCGGCGUCAAUCCCGAAAGAGCUACCCUCGGCAGUGUUGGCUUUGCCCGCUACGCUGUCCAAGUCGCCUUACAGUACGAAAUAGACGGCCGCGACGUUCCCGAAGACUGGGUCACCGGCUACAUUCCCUACGGCCAGAAGGACCCCCGCGGCUAUCCCACUAUCACCUACGGCACAGAGGUCUUCGAGCUCAACGCCAACCUGCGCGAUCUGGCCGUCAAGCACGCCUCUCAAGCUACCCUCGAAGACCAAUCAGGGCCCCAAGCCUACCGAGCCAAGUACGAAGAUGUCCCAAGCUUCAAGACCGGCGCGCAGCCCCCGGCUAUCGUCAAGUGCGACAUCGCCACCAGUGAUGUCUACUACACUGGCCACCGUCUCGCCCAGGCGUUUGACCAAACAAUCGACAUCUGGACCAACGGCACCGGCGAGUACUGCAUGAGCGCCCAGGAAGACAAUGCCGUUCUGGAAGGUCUUGUGCGAGGUGCUGUCGAGGGUCUAGUCGAUUUCAGCCGCGUUAUCGUCUACCGCGUUGGUUCCAAUUUCGACCGCCCGCCUCCUGGACGAACGGACUAUCAGCACCUCACGGAGCAGGAUCAGAACGGGUUCGAAAUCUCAGUGCGCAACACCUACAACGCGGGGAUCGAGAUUGUGCGAGGCAUCGUCAAGGGCUGGAACUGUACGUUUGCCAAGGGUGUCGCCCCGGAUAACUACAUUGGCGACAUCUUUGGAAGCCUAGGUGGCCGGCCAGACUACGGUCUUGGAAGCAUUACUCAAGGUAAGAAAGCCAAGCCUGCGCAAUUCGCUACACGGCUACACCAAAGACGCAGAGCGGCGAGGAAGUAGUCAACACCUGGAUGAUCUACAAUGUAUAUAGCGACGAUAACCAGACGACAUGUAUAAACAUUUAUUUUCUUUUAGUCAAUCCUUUUUAUUUAACAACGUAUAGGUACAAUGCUUGGCAGGUUUUGUUUAUUGUAACAGACAUGUUAAACCAGGGGCUUUCACAGGGUGACACGCCUCUGAUGAAUUAGUAACAAACAUGACUCCCGUAUCACCCACGAUUUCGUUUAUACAGAGGCUAAUACAGCUCUCAUUGUUCCCAUCUCGCAACGCAAAGCGAAUCCCAACCAUGAGCCAACCAUAAUGCCGCAAAAUGUAAACCCAGUAACACAAUCGACAACCCAACGCCUGAAUCGUUCACCAUAAAGCGACCCUGGCUUGGUCUGUUGUUUGCCGGCCAUGCAAGAUCCAGCGCAGCAACAAUGAUGAGUGGAGCGCCGACUUCCAAACUCGGCAUAAAUGGCCAGCAUGGCUUGCUCAGUGCGUUCAGCUUGACUAAGAAGAGUGCUAGCUUGAACCCGAAACGAAACGUGCGAGUCGGGAUUCCCAUCACAUCUGAAACGCGGACCACUAGGUCACUCACAAAGUCUUCCACUUUGCCCAGGCGGGUUCUAGGCGCAGGUAAAAGCAGUCGAGUUGGCGACAUCGGGCUUGUCGGACUCGGCAUGAGAGGCGAUGGUCCUGCGGAGGUGGCACUGUUCUGCAAACCAUUUAGCACUAGUGACAUGGUCAUUGAGCCGUCAUCGUCUUGGCUCUCGUUUGGUUCAGUAUCGGCGUAGUGGCUGCUGAGAAAGCCUGAAUCUGUGCCUAACUGUUGCCCAUCAACAUGCGUCCAGUCACUACUUCCACUUCGAAGUAUCCGUUUUGACGGUUGGCGGGUUCUUUGGGAUUC
Molecule: messenger RNA, 3960 nt
Organism: [Torrubiella] hemipterigena
Lineage: Eukaryota; Fungi; Ascomycota; Sordariomycetes; Hypocreales; Clavicipitaceae
Source: the annotation of a GenBank genome assembly